Molecule: messenger RNA, 1617 nt
Organism: Cryptococcus wingfieldii CBS 7118
Lineage: Eukaryota; Fungi; Basidiomycota; Tremellomycetes; Tremellales; Cryptococcaceae
Product: dihydroxyacetone kinase
Exons: 9
Coding region: 1-1617 (538 amino acids)
Biological process (GO): glycerol catabolic process
Cellular component (GO): cytosol
Molecular function (GO): glycerone kinase activity
Source: RefSeq, a predicted model, not a curated record
AUGGCCCCAGCUCACAAGCAUCUUUUGAACACUCCCCAGACCCUCGUCGUCGACUCGCUCAAGGGCCUGGCUACCGUCAACCCCAACGUCAAGCUCGAUGAAGCCCAAAGAGUCAUCUACACCCCCGCAUCCGACCGGGUCGCCUUGCUCUCUGGCGGUGGUGCCGGCCAUGAACCCGCCCACGCUGCCUUUGUCGGCCCUGGUCUCCUCUCCGCCGCCAUCUCUGGCUCUGUCUUUGCCUCGCCCAACGUCGCUCAGAUCCGACGUGGUCUCGAGCUCGUCACGAGGGAAAAGGGCGGCCUGGUGGUGGUCAUGAACUAUACCGGCGAUGCGCUGCAUUUCGGGUUGGCAGCAGAGCAGCAUAGGAGUGCGGGUAAGGUAGGGGAUGUCAGGGUGUUGCUGGUAGGGGACGACGUGGCUGUGGGGAGGGAGCAGGGGAGUAUUGUCGGGCGUCGAGGUCUUGCGGGGACUAUACUCGUGUACAAGGUAGCUUCGGCGCUGUCUGACAAGGGCGAGAGCCUUGACGCUGUCGAGGAUAUUGCCAAGUAUGUCGCCUCCAGACUCGGCAGUCUUGGUGUCGGCCUCGAACACUGUCAUGUCCCUGGUACCCGAGCCGGUGAAUCUCACUUGUCUGCGAAAGAGAUUGAGCUCGGCAUGGGUAUUCACAAUGAGCCCGGCACGUCAAAGCUCGACCUUUCGACAGUCGCCAACCUCGUCUCCCACAUGCUCACGCAGAUCACCGACACCAAAGACAAGGACAGGUCGUUUGUCCCAUUCAAGAACGAUGGCACUGAUGAGGUUGUGCUUCUGGUGAACAACUUGGGAGCUAUAAGCGAGCUUGAGCUGGGCGGUAUCACCAACGAAGCGGCCAAGUGGCUCCAAGCAAACAAUAUCAAGCUCCGCCGAGUACUCGCUGGAACCUACAUGACAUCCCUCAACAUGCCAGGAUUCUCCUUGACCCUCCUCCUCCUCCCAUCUGCCUCUGAAAAGUCGACAUACUCUUCAGAACAGAUCCUCGAGUACCUCGACGCUCCUGCCAGUGCCCCUGGGUGGUCAUUCUAUGCCGCUCAGGAACCUGGGGUGAUCGCUUCCGACGCUCAAUCUCUCCUCUCGGCCAUCACCCGCGCCUGCAAAGCCCUCAUCGCCGCAGAGCCUGAGCUCACCGAGCAAGACCAGAUCGCCGGUGAUGGAGAUGCUGGACUCACCCUCGAAGCCGGUGCCAAGGGCGUGCUCAAGGCUAUUGAGCAGGGCAGGCUGAGCGGGAAGAAUGUCAUUGAUGACGUGAGAGUUAUUGCAGAGGUCGUAGAGGAGGACAUGGGUGGGACUUCUGGGGCUUUGUACUCUAUCUUCUUUGCUGGGUUGGACACCCGAGCUCGCCCCCCAUCUCGAACCCUCGUUGACCCUCUGGAAGCCUUCAUCGCGUCCCUUCCCUCCAAGGGUCUCUCGUCCUCCGCCGAGGAUGCUCUUGCAGCAGCCGACAAGACCAAGGAGCUCGUUGCCAAGGCUGGUAGGGGAGCGUAUGUCAACCAGGAAGAUUUGAAGAAGAGGGAGGUGCCGGACCCUGGAGCGUGGGGUAUCUGGAGGAUCGUGGACGGGCUGAGAGGUUUUGAGGUCUAA